Molecule: messenger RNA, 5226 nt
Organism: Chondrus crispus (carragheen)
Lineage: Eukaryota; Rhodophyta; Florideophyceae; Gigartinales; Gigartinaceae
Exons: 3
Coding region: 1-5226 (1741 amino acids)
Source: RefSeq, a predicted model, not a curated record
AUGAAUUAUUUUUGUCGAAACUUUAUGUCAACAGCAUACCAGACCCUGUCGUUUUAUGGUCCUAAUAAAUUCUUCAGCGAUUGUCGCGAACGUUCCUCGACACAUUGUUGCGACUUGAGAGAGGCUUUUGUCACGCUGCAGACGGCGACUCAAAUGACGGAAGAUAGGCGGCUUCCCCGAGUGUUCCUCCGCGGCUUAGAAGCGGAUUUGCGCGCUCUCUGUGCAGACGCACGAAAACGGAAUCCGGAAUUGAAAGACGACGCAGAGCGUGUCAUCUUAUCUUUAAAGGAGGCUGAUACAGUUGAUUCAGAAAGGGAAGCAGCUGAUGAGGCCGCUUCCGUAUUUUGCCAAGCGUGCGAAACGCUUGAUCUAAAAACUGGAAGUAGUGCGCUGAACCUGCAAGUGAAGGUUGCAUUGAGAGCUGUGUCUUGUCUUCACAAGUUACUAUCCCAUCGCGCAUUGUCACCAGAGCGUCUACCUGAAGUAUUGGACGCCCUACAACAACUUAGCUCUCCCCCACAAGAUGACAAUUUGACUCUUAAAGUCCUGCAAGGUUUGUUGAGCCUUCUGACCGUACGUUCUUACGCCAAGGCGUUGUGUGAGGAGGAUCUAUCGCGGGCGUUUUCGCUGCUUUUCACCUUGCGUACGUCCCGAUCGAAUACUGGUGGAACGGCUGCAUCCAAUGCAUUAUCUGCCAUAUCCCAACUGUCUAAUGGAAGUGAUGCGGGCGUCAUCGAACAGACUUCGAAAGCGGCCUUCCGUCAGGUUUCAUCAGACCUAUUUGCGUCUGCAUCAGACUCUGCUUUGAGGACGGCAGUUGAAAAGCAGUCGCCGUCUGGGGCAUUCAUUCCUUUGUCAGAAUUUCCAUGCGAAGCAAGAGCCGCACACAACCUCUUUUUAGACCUGUGCUACGCGGCCUCAAAUGAAGAGCUAUCAUGGCUCGCAUACGAAAAGAGUGCAAAUUCUUCUUUUCGAGCUCUAGAUUUGGCGCUGGCGUUAGAAGUCAUUGACGAUGGUCUCUCCAACAACAUUUCGCUUUUCGCUGGACAACAGGUGUUUUCUGAUGUCCUUUCCAGCCGACUUUGUCCAGUUCUUCACAAGCUAAUUCGGACGAUAAAAGACAAAUCAACCAUGAAGUCCUUACUCGGUCUUGUGGUUACGAUAACGCGCAACUACUGGAGGAUAUUGCGACCGGACUGUGAAGCACUUCUUUUUACCUUGACAAAAAUGUCUUCGACGUCGAAGAUAUCAUCAGGAGACGAGAUUCCUUGGGACUGCAUGUACGCGAUGGAGUCUUUGAGAUGCAUUGUAAAAGUUGUUCCUGGUGAACCUACUACCCUUGUUGAUUUCACCCAAGCCUUUGAUCUUCAGGAGGGUACCGGAGACUUGGCGGCCAGCAUCGUGGCUACAUCUUGCGAUGCUAUGGAAUUGGUAAACAGGGGAGAUAUUACGCCUUUACCAUCUUCGCCGUUGAACAGCACAAUGAAGCCUUUCGCCAACACUAUGACCAACUCAUAUGACCACUUGAUUUCCAUCGCAACAGGCCUCUAUUUGGAAAUCAUAAAUGGGGCGAAAGAAGCCGCCAAGAAAGGGCUGGAUGUUGUCGCCUGUACUCUAUUGAAAGACGACUCUACAGAGAGGGCUAUUCGCGUCCUUGAACAGAUUCUCACCGAUUCUCCCGGGAUAAGCAGUGCGAGAGGAUUACGUUUAGACGUUGACGGGCCUUUCGGUGCGGUCGAGGCGCUGUGUCGGGCUCUCGGUGAAAUUGCGGUGAUUGCAACAAAGUGCCAACUUGAUUCUUUACGGGAGGUGUCUCUAGGCGCGCUAUCUGGCUCCUGCAUGGGCAUCAUACGGAAUCGGCGAGCAACAUAUGUCACUGAAAAUGGAUUUGCGAAAAAGAUAGGAAUAAUGUAUGGUGUACUUUUCGAAGUGCAGGCCAGCUGCCGAGAAAGUUUGGGUCAGUCCUGGCUUCCUGUGAUGGAGGCAUUGGAGUAUCUUGACUUUUUGAUUCGGAAGGUGGAGGCAGUUGUCGAAAGAGAAGAAUCUCCCCUGCCAGCCGUCCUUGGGAAGUUGAAGCCACAGUUUGAUCGUGUUUUUACCGUCACAAAUGAACUGCAGUGGUCUUCAUGUCAUGACAUGAUAGCGGCUUUGGUUCAGUGUUCGCGCCACUCCGUUUCCGCACUCUCAAAGCGGAGCAAUACUGAUGACCAGGGGAAAACUGACGCCAGUACGAGCUUGAGAGUCUUUGGAAUUAGCAAAGCAGAAGUCACAAUUGUCAAUGCACUUCAGCGGCACAACACGGAGGCCGAUCCCAUUCCAUGCAAGUUGUGGCAGCUGCUCACCGGUCAUUUGACCUCAGUUUGCAAUGACUCUGUGUUUCCGUCACUGCGCCAGUUUGCUUUGAGCUCAUUGACAACAAUAGCAUGCGCAGCCAUCCCGAGUGGAAGCCCCAACGUUAUUGGCCAUGAAAAAAUUGUAAUGCCCUUUGUGGAUCUUCUCACGUCAUCCCAUUUAGAUGUCCGGCUGGGUUCCCUUUCUGCAGUAUAUACAGUCAUGGUGACACAGGGCGAGCGUUUAACGGGGGAGGCAGCCUGGACUGCAGUUUUAAAAAUACUGAGCAUCGCGGCAGGCUCCACAUUUGCACCUGGAACGAAUGAGCAUGCUGGUAAGGCCAAGAAAUGGUCAAAAAAUCGACCGUCCAUGCAGGCUAGCGGUUCUGGACAAGGACCUGCUCUUGAAAUGAUGUCAGAGGCAUUCAAAAUUGUCCAAGCCAUAGCCGACGACUUUUUGAGUUCACUAGUUGACAGCACACUCCCAGGAUGGAUUGAGAUUCUCGGCCUCUAUUCCCGGCAGGAUGACGAUGUCAAUGUUGCGUUGACUGCAAUUGGUUUAUUGUGGCGGACUGCCGAUUUUUUCGCGAAGAACACUAACCUGCAGGAUACAGAUGAAUUAUGGAUUCAACUGUUUGAGACGCUGAAAGGUAUCAGCACAGACGAUAGACCGGAAAUCAGGAAUUGUGCUGUGAAGACUCUAACAGGUAGCCUUUCAACUCAUGGUCUUCAACUCUCAGCGAUGGCCUGGAAAGGGUGUGUUGCUCACGCAUUAUUACCACUUUUGGAAGAAGUAAUGCGUGGUCGAGCGCACACUUCCCAAAGCGAUGAAAUAUCCUCUCUUGGAAAGAGUCGCGGAGAUGUGCAGCUUUUAUUGCACCACAGUCGCGAUACACCUCGAAAGCAAUGGAAUGAGACCAGGGUGUUGGCAUUAGCAGGUGUUGCUAAGGUGUUACGAGCUGCACUUCCUAGACUUACUGAAUUGAGGGAUCAGGCUGAACAGCCACUGUUCUUGAUGCUCACUGAUGGGGGAGCAGAUGGUUUGUGGAGAAAGAUGCUAAGAGCUGCAGGCGUUGCCGCUGGUAGUCGAGAUGGUGAAGUUGCGAUAGCCGGUGUUGCAGCAUUAAUAGAGCUGCUGCGAGCUGCUGGAUUCGCCGCUACCGAGGUACAAGAAAGAGAGAGCAUGUCACAUUCUCCAAAGGCUGUUUCACCCGCUGACGCGGCCGCUAUCAAGGGGCAAGCAGUUAGUGAAGGUACAACGUCAUCAUGGAUUUCCGGCGUAAUCGGAGGGUCUUCGGUCAAUGAUCAUGACACAGCUAAUCUCAGAGACUCCAACUCGAAUACAAGUAGAGACAGUUCUCAGAGCACAAUUUUAAUGUGGGAGGCAGUUUGGAGUGCGAUAGCGGAGGCGAUCGGCGUCGCAGACGAAGACGGAGCCCGAAGGCCUUGCGAGGGCAGCGCGGUCAAUGAGGAGUCGAAAAUUGUUGAUGAAAAAGCUUUGCAGAUGCUUGCCGAGGGUAUCCUGGAUGCAAGGGAUAGACUAAGCAGCAAGUUCACGUCAAGAAGUUCGAAGACAUUGGUUCAUGUCUUACUGCACUUGGCUCGAGGUGCACGAACCCAUCAAGCCGCACUGGCGGACCAAAACAGUUCUAACUUGACGCUCGUUCAAGAAAAAACUUUGGCAGGGAUGCGGACGCUGUCCUUUGGGAGCGACACCGCAAGUUGGGUGGGCCUUAUGAACGGUUUGUUGCAAAUUCUUGAAGAGCAAGGGGACAUGAUCAAUCAACCGAUGAAAUUAGAAAGACAGGUUUUGGAAAUAAUAGGUCACUUGUACGCAAGCGACGAUGUUCCGUCAGAGGUGAAGACGUCGAAACUGCGCUUUGUAUUGGAAACGGUUGGGAAGGUGAUGCUGCUACGGGGUGUUUCCGAAGAAACAGUUGGAAACCAAGCCUCGUCCAGCAGAAGUAAUGGUGCAUAUAUCGUUCCAAUUGAUAGCCAGAGCGGUGCACCUCUCUGGAUUUCGGCGACGGAAGUUGUAAUGAUGGCAAUGAAAUGCGGAAAUGAUUAUCAGUACGGCGCACAUAGUGAUGAGGUGUGGGAUGCUUUUGUAGGCAUUGUGGAAGAGUUUCUCUACUCUCCACAUCGCGUGCAACGAGAGCCGGAAUAUCGUCGAGAUAUUGAAGAAGGCGAUCGCGCCGAGAAGUGCGAUAUCAUACUUACAGGAUGUGUUCAAGAGGCGCUGAGUGCAAUGGACUUGAAGACGUCAUCGCCAAAGACUCAGAGACGGCUUGUUGGACUCCUUGCCAAGGGAGCUGAAGAGGGCAAGGCGAGCGGACGACCUCGAUAUGUGCGUUCAUGUCAGAAGCGUCUAUUCAAGCUAGCAAGUGGGGUGUGGGCGGGCAGAGUAGAAGUGAACGCCGAACUGGUGGAAAGCGUUGCUGAGGACUCAAACCAGUGUGUAGUUGAAAUGUGCGGGCGAGUGCUUGGUCAAUUUAUCGCAGAUGGACAAAGAGCAGGACGAUGCCCGCUUCCCGCGGCGAGGCGGGCGGAAGCUGUGUUUUUGCUACAGCAACUAAGAAGACUAAAUUCACACAACGCAAAGGGAGAGGAUGCAUUCUCAAAAAAGCACCUGGUUGUUUUAUACCCGCGUUUGUGUGAGUGUGUGGAUAGCAGAGACGAAGCCGUGCGACAGCUUGCUAGGGAGCUCCUCGACGCGACAGCGCCUGCCGGUGCAAGGGAACGGGGACCUAGCGAAAAUGCUACGUAUUGUACAGUAUAUAUUCGUACAGUAGACAUGGAGAUCGUCCUUUAUUGGAUGCGAAGUCGUGCAGACGCCAUUUCACAGAGCAGAUUUAUUGAUCAUUCCUGGAUAGGGUGCGAUACGUCCUCGAGAUGA